AGCAGUAGUACAACUUUUAAUGUUACGCUUGACGGUUGUGUGAAUUUCGGCGGUUAUCUUUUGCUAGUAUUGUCUGGUGUAACAUUUUUGCUAAAAACAAAACCAAUUAAUAGUUUUUUUGUUUGUUGUAGUAAAACAAAAACAAAUUUAAUUGCAUUUGCAAAAAAAAAGUUAAAACAUUUAAAUUAAAUGUUUAAAUGUCAAUAGAGCAAAAGUUUACAUUUUUUAUUAAUUAAAAAAAAUAUUUCAAAAAGAGUUAAUGUUUUUUUAUGCAAAGUUUAGCAAUAAAAAUGUGCAACAUAGAAAAUCUAUUGUUAUACCAUGUAUGCAAGUAUAAAAGUAAAUGAGUGAGUAAAAGUGACCUAUAUUCAAGUGAAUACAAUAAGUAAAAUUAUAAAAGGGAAAGAGAAGCUAGAAAAAAAUUUUAACAAACAUUAUAAUAGAAAUACAUAAAAGCAAAAAAGAAUUGAAUCUACAUUUCAAUAGAUGAGCAGUUAAGUGUAAAUUAAAAUUUCCAUAAAAUAACAGUGAACACUGACACACACAAAAACAAAAUUCUAAAAAAAAUCUUUAAUGUCUCACAUCAAAUGUUAGACCUCAAUACAAUCCUUUCAAUUCUCGUUCUAGAAUACGAUAACAAGCAAACAACCAUUACUAAUAAUAACAACAACUAAAUAAAAAUAAAAUAAUAAAUGUCUAUAUAAAAGCAACAACAUCUGGUUGACUUACUAAAGGGGAAAAUACUUUACUACUAAACAAGCAUCUGCAAGUGUCUAUACAUAUAACAUAUAUGUAAGUGUGAGUGUGUUUAACAUUGUACGUAUUAGUUUUUGUAUUGCCAAUGCUAUUGGCUAUAACAUCAGUUAGUUUAUUGUAUGGUGUAUUAUUGCUACUGCUGCCAUUUGUUGUGCCAUUGUAGUUAUUUCUGUCGUAGUUAUUGUUACUGGGAAUACGAUAUAAACGAUAACAACACAUAAACAUCAGUUUAUAAGCAAUAACUGCAGCAAACAUAAUUUAAAAUACAAUACACGUUUUACGUUUAAAAGUGGCACCUUUAAAGCGUUCUCACCAUAACAACACGAAGAGGAUUUAAGCAUAAAAAGGAUUUAAACCCUGCACAACAACACAACUUUAAAAGGAAUAAAAAAAUAAUGAUCCAACAGCAGUUUUCGAUAUACAUAUAGACAAAAAAUAAACAGUAAUUUAUAAAACAAUAACAAUAAUAAGAAGUACGAAAAAUACUCAAAAGAAUAAUGAUGAUAAUGAUAAUCACCAUAUGUUUGCAGUUUUUAAAAACGAAUGUAAUGCCAAUCAAGUAAUGGAAUUUUUAACGAUAUGGAAUCAAAAACAAUUUGGAUAUUUGCCAUUGUUUAUUCAGCAAUCCAGCAUUUUGUAUCCUGUUCAGCACCAUUAAAGCGACCACGGGCUGGCGAUCCUUUUGAUACAUUUCCGAAAAACUUUUGGCAAGAAUUUUCGUCACCUUUCACAGACACACCAGAGGAUGAAGAACUAGAAAUAACGGAGACUACUACACAUGAACCAUUUCCAUUUUUUGCUGAUCCAUUUACCACGGUAAAUGUAAGCACACAAUUGGGAGCAAAUGUUUAUCUACACUGUCGCGUCAACGAUUUGCAAGGGAAAACAGUAUCAUGGAUGCGUCGAAAAGGCGACGAACUGGCACUUAUUACAUUUGGUCGUCAUACAUACAGCGGUGAUUCCAGAUACUCGUUAGAGUUUGAAGAACCAAACGAUUGGAAACUUUUAAUCCAAUACGCCAACGAACGUGACGAGGGUCCUUAUGAGUGUCAAGUUUCAUCACAUCCGCCUUUAGUGUUGUUAGUCUACUUAACUGUAAUUGUUCCUCAUGUGGAAAUACUUGAUGAACGUGGUUCAACCACACCGGAGAAAUAUUAUAAGGCUGGCAGUACCAUUGAACUACAAUGCGUCAUAUCGAAAAUUCCUCAACCAUCAUCAUAUAUAACUUGGCGACACAAUACGCGCUUACUAAACUAUGACACUAGUCGCGGUGGCAUUAGUGUGAAAACCGAUAUGCUACCAGGACGUGCUUUUAGUCGUCUUUAUAUAGCUAAUGCGAAUCGUCAUGAUACUGGAAACUAUUCAUGUAUACUUGGCAAUGAUAUCACUGGAACUGUUAUGGUACAUGUUCUAAAUGGUGAAGAACCAGCUGCCAUGCAGCAUGCAUCAGGUUCAAUGGUGAACCCAAUACUCUCGGUUGUGUUAUUUGUAGUAUUUGUUAUAGUUGUAUGUCAACGAUGACGAUACUAAAUACUAUUAAAAAGGAAAUAACCAAUGUGUCUAUUAGAUAAUUUAAUAUUAAUAUUUUAGUAAGUACGAAUAAAAUACAUACAAAAAUAAAAAUAUGAACAAAAUAUUAAGUACAUAUAAAU
Messenger RNA from Lucilia cuprina (Australian sheep blowfly), 2408 nucleotides. It is a transcript of the gene dpr14, whose product is annotated as hemicentin-1. The coding region runs from base 1336 to 2277 and encodes 313 amino acids. Gene Ontology annotation, biological process: synapse organization. Lineage: Eukaryota; Metazoa; Arthropoda; Insecta; Diptera; Calliphoridae. Gene Ontology annotation, cellular component: neuron projection membrane. The record is from RefSeq and is a predicted model, not a curated record. The transcript is spliced from 8 exons.